Penaeus monodon (black tiger shrimp) is the source of this 936-nucleotide messenger RNA. Its product is annotated as acetylcholine-gated chloride channel subunit acc-1-like. NCBI's taxonomy places the organism in Eukaryota, Metazoa, Arthropoda, Malacostraca, Decapoda, Penaeidae. Gene Ontology annotation, biological process: nervous system process; signal transduction; chemical synaptic transmission. The record is from RefSeq and is a predicted model, not a curated record. Gene Ontology annotation, cellular component: neuron projection; synapse; membrane. The coding region runs from base 1 to 936 and encodes 311 amino acids. The transcript is spliced from 6 exons. Gene Ontology annotation, molecular function: neurotransmitter receptor activity; chloride channel activity; transmembrane signaling receptor activity.
AUGUCGGACGGAACGAAGAGCAUUGUCAAACCUGAGAUACUGCAGGAGUUUCUUUACGUUGUGCGAGAGGGAGAGCCGCUGCCUUCUGACACCAGCAGGUUGAAUGAAGAUGUUCUCUACAGAGGCAGUGAAAAUACCCUACUACUUAUUUAUGUAGUGAGAAUAGAGGCUAUGUGCAUAUUCCGACUACACAACUAUCCCUUUGACAGACAGAAAUGUCAACUGGGAUUCAGCUAUUAUGAUAACCCAGAAAUAGGCGUUCUGCAAAAGGGUGAAAUCUCCAUGGAAGCUACAAGGGAACUACUUGAGUACGAGAUUGUAAAUGAGACUAUGACUGUUGGUGAAACCAACCAGUUCAUGUCGAGUCUUCAGGUGGAGAUUGAAUUCCAGAACCAGUACACUUUCUAUAUCACCAACGUCAUAGUGCCGACCCUCCUUAUGGCAAUCAUCUGUUAUCUCACCUUUUAUUUCCAGCUCAAUGAUUUUCAGAUAUGGAUUGAUUGUUCUGUUGAUGUCAGCUCAACAAAGCUGAAAAAGUUUCCACACUGUCCAAGAGACCGCAUCGUGAUUUCCCUGACGUCCAUGCUGGUGCUGGCAACGCUCUUCACCCAAAUGAGCCAGUCCAUUCCCAAGACGGCUUAUUUCAAAGUCAUCGAUGGCUGGUUCAUGUCUCUCAUUGUCAUCGACUUCUUGGUUGUUGUUAUUCACACUAUCAUUGAAAACCUCUGUGGAAUGAGAGCUCCCCCUGUGAACAAAUCUGUCAAGCACAGUCCCAUCCAAGUUGCAUGGUCUUCACAUGAGCGAAGUGACACCAAGGGUUUCAUUAUGGCACAGAAAGUGAAUGCUGCUUCCCAGAUUAUGUUCCCCUUCUUAAUUACUCUAAUGUGCACCAUCUUUGCCAUUUUUGGCUAUUCUAGCUUAUAUAUGGCAUCAUAA